Molecule: messenger RNA, 3032 nt
Organism: Syzygium oleosum
Lineage: Eukaryota; Viridiplantae; Streptophyta; Magnoliopsida; Myrtales; Myrtaceae
Exons: 15
Coding region: 217-2823 (868 amino acids)
Biological process (GO): hydrogen peroxide catabolic process; mRNA splicing, via spliceosome; response to oxidative stress
Cellular component (GO): nucleus
Molecular function (GO): heme binding; peroxidase activity; RNA lariat debranching enzyme activity
Source: RefSeq, a predicted model, not a curated record
CCUUUGUAUUGGCCCCUCAUGAAGAAGGUUGUAAAGCCCAAUCAGGCAACCAGACGAAGCUCGCUUUCGACCGCCGUUUCGCCUCCCACCGGGCGGGCAACAGAUCCUUCUUCGGUUUUCCGAAACCCGCCCAUCGACGACGGUGACUUGGUGGUUCCAAGCUUAAACCCUAGACCCCCACUCGCCUGUGAAUCCCGGUGACAUCGGAAAUCCUCGAUGAAGAUAGCCGUCGAAGGUUGUAUGCAUGGAGACCUCGACAGCGUCUACAAGACCCUUCAGUACGUCGAGCGCCAGCGCAACAUCAAGGUCGACCUCCUCCUCUGUUGCGGCGACUUUCAGGCUGUGAGGAACGAGAGUGAUUUGGAGAGCUUGAAUGUGCCCAGGAAGUAUCGGGCAAUGAACUCGUUUUGGAAGUACUUCUCCGGGGAGGAGGUUGCGCCUGUUCCGACUAUAUUCAUUGGCGGGAAUCAUGAAGCUUCCAAUUACUUGUGGGAAUUGUACUAUGGAGGAUGGGCAGCACCUAACAUAUACUUCUUGGGGUUUGCUGGGGUGGUGAAGUUUGGGAACAUCCGUAUCGGUGGACUCUCCGGAAUCUAUAACGCACGCCAUUAUCGUUUAGGACACUAUGAGAGGCCUCCUUAUAACGAGAACACCAUCAGGUCUGUUUACCAUGUUCGUGAAUAUGACGUGCACAAACUUAUGCAAGUUGAGGAACGGAUCGAUAUUUUUCUUUCCCAUGAUUGGCCUCUUGGCAUCACUGAUUGUGGAAACUCUAAGAAACUCAUUCAGCAGAAGCCAUUUUUCGAGAAAGAGAUCUAUCAAAAGACUCUUGGAAAUAAGGCUGCUGCUCAACUGCUGGAGGAGCUAAAGCCCACUUACUGGUUUUCUGCCCAUCUACAUUGCCAAUUUGCUGCUUCUGUUCAACACGGUGAAGGUGGUCCAGUUACCAAUUUUCUUGCUCUUGAUAAGUGCCUACCAGGCCGCAAGUUUUUACAGAUCGUUGAUAUUGAGUCAGAGCCUGGACCACAUGAGAUUUUGUAUGACGAGGAAUGGCUGUCAAUAACUCGGAAGUUUCAUUCUGUCUUUCCUUUGACCACCAAAAGUGCAGAUUUUGGGGCUGUUCAACUUGACAUGCAAGAUUGUCGACAAUGGGUCAGGAGCAGACUUCAAGAAAGAGGUGCUCGACCUUUUGAAUUUGAAAGGACAGUUCCAUGUCAUAAUCCCUCUCAAUCCUCUUCUACCGGUUCACAAGCAUUGCCUCGAAACCCUCAGACAGAAUCAUUGUUGCAACUACUGGAACUUCCUUACCUUCUUGAUCUCACAUCAGAAUCAAGGGAUCCAAUCAGCAGUCCCGCUUCAAUGAUCUACCAAGGUUCUUUGGGCGCUGAUAGUGAAGAAAUUCCUAUUGAUGAUAUUGAUGAAUUCGAAGAGCUUGCAGAAGAUAAUGUGGAAACUGAGGAUGAAUACGGGUUCGUUUUCGAAGAGGCCAAGGAAGAUGGACAUGAAACGUCCAUGCUUGUGGCAUCGAGGUUAGGGCAUAUCGGUGAAAAGGAUGUCUACCUUAGCUUCAAGUCGGAUGGUACGGGGAAUGGAAACAUGCUUGAUAUCGUAGGCCAUGUAGAUGCUGAUUGGGGUGGAGAUAUUGAUAGUAGACGGUCCACUAGCGGAUAUGUUUUCACAUUGUUUGGUUGCAUUGAGUUGGAUGAGCAGGAGGCAAAGCGUGGUAGCGCUUUCUUCUACCGAGGUGAGUAUAUGGCUCUUACUCAUUUGGAAAAGAGGCCGUAUGGUUACGGCGGUUGUGCUUGGAGCUCGGUUUUGAGCAAGGAUUCACCUGAAAGCUUCAUGGAGACGAGAGUUUUCAUUUUGAAUCCGCUCAUUUUUCUGGUCGUCUUCCUAGCUCAUGUGGUUGCCUCUUCCGCUCAGCUGUCUUUUGGGUUCUAUGCAGCUUCAUGUCCUAGUGCUGAAUUCAUAGUCGGGAACACAGUGAGAUCAGCUUCUUCCAGUGAUCCCACAAUCCCUGGGAAGCUCCUUCGUUUGCUCUUUCAUGACUGCUUCGUGGAGGGUUGCGAUGCAUCCGUGCUUAUACGAGGAAAUGGAACGGAGCAAAGUGAUCCAGCUAAUACAUCACUUGGAGGAUUUUCUGUCAUAGACUCAGCUAAAAGGGUUUUAGAAUUAUUCUGUCCAGGAACUGUUUCUUGCGCCGAUAUAAUUGCAUUAGCUGCCAGAGAUGCUGUUGAACUGACUGGAGGGCCUGCAGUUCUGAUUCCAACAGGUAGGAAAGAUGGGAGAGUUUCUGCAGCUUCAAAUGUAAGACCCAACAUCGUGGAUACGAGUUUUACAAUCAACGAGAUGAUUAAACUCUUCUCGUCUAAGGGGCUGUCCUUGAUUGACCUUGUCACUCUGUCAGGAGCACAUACCAUAGGAGCUGCUCACUGCAGUGCAUUCAGCGACAGGUUUCAAGCAGACUCCAAGGGGAAGCUCUUGCUAAUUGACUCAUCCCUCGACAAGACUUAUGCAGAGGAACUCAUGACACAUUGCCCUGCAGGUGCUAGUCCUUCCAUUACAGUUAACAACGACCCUGAUACAUCCCUGUCAUUUGACAAUCAGUACUACCGAAAUCUCUUGUUGCACAAGGGGCUAUUUCAGUCGGAUUCUGUAUUGAUAAACGAUAACAGAACAAGGGGGCAAGUAGAGAAUUUCGCGAAUGACCAGGACAGUUUCUUUGCAAGUUGGGCUCAGUCAUUCUUGAAGCUCAGUGCAGUUGAAGUAAAAACAGGCAAUGCGGGGGAGGUGAGACAAUCUUGCUCAGUCAUUAACGGAUGAAAUUGAAAGGUUUUCAAGAUUUUUUUUCUUUCACUCUCACAGAAAGAAAUUAAGAAAAAUGUAAUUCCUCAUAGUCCUCUGUUUAGAGCUGCUGUCGCUUGGAGAUAGUCCUAUUAUUCGCAGUGUCAGUUGCUAGGAAGUUUGCAUAGCCACAGGAUCUUGCUUUUCAGAAGUUUCCAGUGUGCUUGGUUUUAUCUGCCGUUAUUUUC